UCGCAAUAGCGGAUCAGAAAAUUUGGGCGUGGUAGUUCAGAGUGUUUUUUUCCCCCUUUUUUCAUUGUUUAAUCAAGGUAGGAUAUUAGGCAGCAUAGUAGCAAGGGUUUGGUGGCGCAACCCAUCGUCCCGUUCCAAAGGGGACGCUUAUAACAUCCAUCCACCCAUCCCAUCCACUAACUCGCUAACUCUAUGGCUUGCCAUGUGAGCCAUGUGACCAUGUCGCGCGUUCUAUGGCGCGUAUUGCGGUGUGCGGUUGGACGCUGUAUUUGACGCUUCUUUAUCGUUUUUGCGCGGUUGACAUCGCGCACAGGUGACCAUGUUCACAAAGGCGGAGUAUGAGCGCUAUUCACUUGUGUGGGCACAGGAGGAAGCACAGAAGAAGGCGCUACUGAAGGAGCUUCUGCAAUCGGCCCAAGCACCUGGCCAAAUGCAGGUGACUGGCAAAAAGAAGAAGAAAAAGGGAAAAGCGAAGCAAGGCCAAGGUUCCGUGAGCACGCUGAGCGCCAUCGAACACUCCGAGUACAUGUACUUGCUACAGUGCUAUCAGCAGCGUGUUGUCACCAACCCUUCGCUUCAGGAGCAGCAAGACAUCAUUCGCUUGGCCGAGUUGCAGACCCGAGUAGUGGCUGAACAGCAGGAAUUCCUCCGGCAGUGGCCAUGGGUGCCUGGCAGACGUCCUGAGACGUUUGCGAAAGGCAUUGAUUCCUGGGGCCAGAGGCAGCUGGCGGAAUUGAAGUACAGGUGGCCCAGAGAGCCCUGGGUACCAGUGGACAACGUCGAGAAGGUGUCGCUGCUCAAGGCCACACGAGUGUCGCCACUUUUUCUGAGGCACGUUGGAUGCAAGGCCGGCACUGUAGUACAGCCUAAGCCGGGCUGUGCACUCUUGGAAUUACUAGCACCGCAAGACAAGUUUCCUACGGUGAAAAGUGAAGAGGAGGACGAGGAGGAAGGUCACGUAGCAGAGGACGAUGCUGGGGAUGUGCUUGCUCGUGAACACAAAGCCAUCCUGCUAGUUGACUUGGAGACACUGCUGCUUGACUGGCAAGGGUCUCCCUGGCUACUGCCUCUCCGAAUAGCAGACAGUGGCCUGGUCUGCCUUGGGACUGUGCUGCCAUCUGGGGCUGUGCGUGAUUGGAAUGAACGUUUCUUCAACUCGCUUGUAUACAAGUGGAUGGAAGACCACCAGAUGAUGGAGGUUGUGCCAAGGGCAGGAGCUGAAGAGUCUGUAAACCAGGUAACAGCACAGUCAGCAAAGUGCUCAGUAGAAACUGGAGUGGAACAUCCAGCAGAGCAACCCUCAAAGCAGCUGAAGGAACUGCGACUAGGGCAGCCAACAGAACAGCCGGUGGAGCCGCCACUGAAGAGGCCAGAUGUGCAGCCGGCAGAAAAGAAAGCUGAACAGCUCACAGGAUGUCCUGCAGUACUGCCAGUAGAGCGCCCAGUGAAAGAGAUGGCAGAGCAGCCAUCAAAGGACAUAGAGCUGGAGUCCCCUGCAUCACCGUGCCAGGAUUUGUACAUUUGCAGCAGUCCCAGCAGCAGCGAAGAGCUCGUUAUUGACGAGGGAUUGAUAGGAUCUCCUUCACCGUCACCCACUCCAGUGGCUGCUUCUGACAACGCUGCACCGGAAGAUGCGGGUUUUUCGUGUCCACAAGGAGACGUGUGGUACGACCUGUGGGAGCUGACACCUGGUGGGAAACGUGUGCUGCUGCGGCAUCAGGCAUGGAAUGACACCGAUGGACAGCUGUGCACGGUGAUGGUCAAGUCCGAGUACCAGUCGCUACUUGGGGCAGAGGCUCUUAGCGCACUUGAGCAGAUCCAGCAGAUGGCACGGCUGUCACUUUUUCCCCGAUUGCUGAGAGUGAGAGUGGAAGUGCAGAGCGGCCAUGUCUUGCUCGUGGAGGAAGUCAAGAGUGAACCUGACCACAAGGAUCUCAGGCUCAGCGCCCUCUUUGGCCCAAUAAGUGCACUGGCUGACCAACUGCAUGGGUUGGCACCAGGAACAUACCUGCUGACUCAUGAGGCAGGCGAGGCCCAUGCUCAGCUGUUGACACCUGGAACAGGGGAUGGAUGGGAUUUGCAUGCCGAGCUAGAUCGUCGUGCCCCACAGAGGCCUUCUGCCACAGCCUUGAGCAAAGCCCACGCUUCACCGUGGCCAGUGCCACCACUGGACCCGGAAGUGCUUUUCCCGGACCACUUCCAGCGGGGACGUGUCCCGCUCACGUUCCCACCUCGUCAAUUCGAGGCAGCAGCACAGCUUGCUGCAAGUCCGCAAGAGCCAUCCUGGAGUACAGCCGGCCCCUCGCGCAAGGUGGACACGUCAGCCCCUAAGAGCACCAUGCUUCUGCGUAGCGGCAACAUUGUCUCACCCCCCAAGAACCCCAUCCGCCGUGGCAUGUUUCGUGGCAGAGGCCGUCCACGCAACGUGCCAGCCACACGCGGCGCAUUGUGAUCAAUGGUCAGACAACAUCCAGCAUGGUUGGACACUUUUUCAUGUUGAAGGACGUUGACCAAAAAGAGUAGCGUGAGGAAAUGUUGAGAGAUAUGUGCUAACUAGGCAGAGAGAGAGAGAGAGAAAUUCAUUUAAGAAGCAGAUGAAGAUGAUCGUCACCAGGUGGCGACAUCCUUAGUGAAAAAAAAAAAAGAAACAAUGGAGCUAUGCAUUGUUUUUUGUUGUUGAAGUGAACAAAGUUUGCUUGUGGGAGCUGAAACACCUUUUGACACUUCUCACGUUUUUGGUUAGCGUCCUGCUUGUCUUAAUGCACUGCAUUUGGCCAUUCAGGUCUUUUCUGCUGCCGCCGUAGUGCGGCGAGUACAUCCGUGGUCCGAGUACAUGUACUUCUUGCACAAACUGAAACAUGAGCGACACAAAAUAAAUUAAAGUGUGUUUUUGUAUAUUUAUGCAUCUGA
Messenger RNA from Dermacentor andersoni, 2910 nucleotides. RefSeq lists its product as uncharacterized. The record is from RefSeq and is a predicted model, not a curated record. Gene Ontology annotation, biological process: positive regulation of transcription by RNA polymerase III; snRNA transcription by RNA polymerase II; snRNA transcription by RNA polymerase III. Gene Ontology annotation, cellular component: transcription elongation factor complex. Lineage: Eukaryota; Metazoa; Arthropoda; Arachnida; Ixodida; Ixodidae.